Trypanosoma conorhini is the source of this 4785-nucleotide messenger RNA. RefSeq lists its product as uncharacterized. Bases 1 to 4785 code for a protein of 1594 amino acids. The record is from RefSeq and is a predicted model, not a curated record. The transcript has a single exon. Gene Ontology annotation, molecular function: protein binding. NCBI's taxonomy places the organism in Eukaryota, Euglenozoa, Kinetoplastea, Trypanosomatida, Trypanosomatidae.
AUGCAGCCUACUUCACACCUCAACAUGACGUUACCGUCUAAGGAAGAGGCGUGUCGGAGUGCGGUCGAUGGCCUCGUGCAGGUCCUCGCUGUCCAGGAACUUCAAGCUGCGGCGCAGGGGACGUCGCCGCCGACUGAAAACUCCGUUCUGGCCAAGCUCGCCUCGCUAGAGGAAACACUUCAGCAGAACAGCCGUCUGGCGCGCGAUCACGCCACGAUACUGCUAAGCAAGCUCCGGGUUGGAUUCCCUGCCCCCGGUGCAAGCGGAGGGGGCAGCUGCAAUCCAGCUGCUCUGCCGAAAAUAGUGGACUUUCCAACGUUUGUUCAUCAGUCCCGUCUUGUGCGCGAACGGGUGCAGCGUGUGGUUGUCACCCUCGGUAGCGUGCGGAAUGUUCGUCUGCUAAGUGAGGCCUCGACUGGACGGCACCUUAUAACAGAGCGCGCCUCCGUGGCUGUUACUGAGCUGCUAGGCGUCCUCCUCGCGCUGGAGGCGGCGAUGGCCGGAACCCCGGCGCCGCUCGUGGCUGGACGCAGCACCGCCCGCGCACGGUAUGUUGUACGUGAUGCUCGCUGCUCCUCCGGGAUUUUAGGUGCGACGGCAACAGAGGCUGCCCACGCGGCGGCAGACACGUUGCUUGUGGAUGCGGGGCAGAGAGAGACACCAGCAAAGCCCACUUCCAUAGUAAGUAGGCCGCGGAAAGGAGAAACUGGUAAAGACCCUCAACGGGGCACGACGGCCACCCCUUCAAACCUCGCGGGGGAGAGAAAUGGCGAGGUAAACGACAAUAAGAGCGGCGAGGAACUUAAACCAGCCCGGAAUUUUCCUGGGCGGAAACCGGUGCCGCCCCAUGAAGCGGAAGCGAACGAGGAAUCCGGUCCCAUGGCAACGCCCAAAAAAUCCACAGUAGACACCCCUCGCUCUUCCCCCUCUUGCCUCUCCGCCUCUUCUUCGCCCAGCCACCUUGAUACGGGUGAGCGUAUUCCUAUUCGCAAGGGGGAUUCCAGUGCACUGGCGCCAACGUAUGUAGCUGCGCACAGCCGAAUAUUUCGAGGAGAACUCUGGCGGGAGCUUUUGCGCAAAGAGGAUGCCGUUGUUCCCCCACGAUGGAAAGAACUUUUCAUACAAGACGUAGGAGCACUGUUUGGGAUUCCGCAUGAGUGGGUGUCCGAUGUUCGGCUGGUGAAUGAGCAGGUGACGUCGCUGACUGGUGGAGAUCAGAAGGUGACGUUUAAGGUGCGCCUUCCCUUAUCGCUUGAGGAAAAUGAAGUGCAUACAAGGAUUCAACAACACGAAUUUAUGAGCAUGCUGCUUCUCUACGAAGAGCUCCAGAGGGACAGGGAUGAAGACGCGGAGGAGCAGGAGUCCAAACGAAUUGUAGAAUAUGGCGCGAACUCCUGCACGUUGUCGGCAAACGAUGAUGUUUCUAGAUCCGUGUCCCCCUCCGACUUUUCAGACACUGCUGCCCCAAGUAGCGACGUAGAAAGCAGUAGCAGCCGUAAUGGAAUUGCCGCCGGUGGUGGUUCGCCUAAUUGCGGCAACAACGAAACCUUGCAGAAGGCUUUCGCAGCUUUGACUUCCACCGAGACCCUGUCACGGGAUUCCUUGGUUAUUCAGGAAAAGUAUGGGCGCAAAAUUGCCAUGAGAGCGUUGCCACAACGUCAACCGUUGUCUGUACAGGGGCGGCAGGGGGCAAUAAGGCCGUCCCAUGCAUCGUCGCAGCAGCAGCGCAACCGCGUGGAAGAAAAGACGACGCCGUCUGAGACGUGCGAGGUAGCGGGGAAAGACUUCGCUCCUAAAAGUCUCGACGCAGUUCCGCGGCGCGGGUUGCCGCCGCUGCCCCCGCGGACCGCCACGCCCCCAUGCCUAGACCCCGCCUCCGCGGCAACGCCAGAGAGGGGAAAGACGGGGAUGGCUUCUCCACCGUCAUCGCCAUCGCCCGUGCGGAAUGGCUGCGAGAUCCUCCAUGCUGCUGGACACCAAGAUUGGGAUAUUUUCCGUAACUCUGCUUCCUCACCAGACUCGAAGCUGGCAGCGAGUUCAGAACCGGGGAAUGCAUUGGGCCCAAAAAAAGCAUUGGAACCAACCGUGCAGUGGCUCUACACCUCCCAUGAAAAGUACAUCACCGGAGAACACUGGGAUCUUGUCCUUGCAAAGGAAGAAAACAAGCUGCGGCGCACCUUUACGGCGGAGUUGGCCGCCUUGUUUGAGCUUCCCAAAGAGAAUGUGCGGGCACUGAAGUUUACACUUGGCGGUCUUCACGCCACCUUUGAGCUUAUGCAUGAUCGUUACUUAAAGGAGACGGAGAUUAACGCGCUCAUCAGGGUUUUUGACUUUCCGCAGGUCCGCAGUCUUUACCAGCGCUGCAUGAAGGACUUCAACGCAUCUCCCCCAUGCCUCGCUGACAACGUGAAUGGAGACGGCAACGAACUGAGAAACACCAACUCACCUGAUGUACGACGACAGGCGUCUCCGACAAGAGGCGGAACAGCUACAACCACGAGCCCGCUCCGCAAUGUACGUGCCGAGAAGACUCCGUGUACGCUUGCGGGUGAGGAAUAUACCAUUUCCUCUCCAUUGCAGCAGCCUCCUCCACGCUCGCCGGACAAUUCGUUGCUGGAAAACGCUGCUUCUCCCGACAAUGAGCCCGUCACAUUUGCUCAUUUGGCCCUUGUACAUGAUUUACCAGUGGAGGCACUUCUGAGGGCGAACCCGCAUCUUGCAGCCUUUGGCGCCAAGGAUGCACUUCCUUCCUCGACGCAGAUUGUGAUUCCGCGACCCACGUCAGACGAUGAGGAAGACGCCGAGGAGCGUAGUUCGCGUGGUACAACUCCGUCCGCGGUGGGCCAAGCUGCCCCGGCGAUAAGCACCUCCGGUGAGGGGGACAAGGCCAGCUCAAAAUUGCUUGCGGGGAUGAAACGUCCCGAGGGGAAGCUUCGUGUGGGUGUGCAGGCAUUGGGGCAGCAGAGCUCGCUGCCCGAGCCCGGCGGAGACGCACAGUCGCGUCUAGGAACUUCUUCCACCAAUGUUCCUGUCCAGCUGUUAGCGGGCGCAGAUUUACUCGCUGCUGUUUCUUCUGGCCGUGGCAGUAAAAAAAUCCCCGCCAUGCCCCGUGCCGUGCGGGGUUUGGGGGCCAUGACAGCUACUACCGCAGGGCACGCCGAGGAAACGAAGAGCGCAGGAGGGGAGCUAAAAGGUGCUUCACAGUGGCAGCCGGCUCAGAUGACGGAAACUAAGCAGGAGCAGAUGUUGACGGCGGGUACAAUGCAACAAGAACGCUCUCAACACGUGCAGGAGUCUUUGCAGUCAAGACGGGUCAUGACACAGCGCCCGCUUCGGCAAUCUCAGAGCCAGACACCUUACCUGAGUAACUCCUUUCAAAUUCCCGUGUCGCAGCCUUCUUCCAAAAGGAAGAACGCCGCUGUUCGGACGGGUGACGCGGUGGUAUUGAUGCUGCGCUCGGUCGAGCAGUUUGUUCUUCUUCGUUUUUUUGCCAAGUGGCAGUAUAUUGCGCAACUACGUAAAGUACCACGCGCAUCGCUGGCCGUGCAGGGAGUGUCGUUGAAUGGGAGCCAAACGAAGUCACCGGUGGAGACGGAGCCGUUUACUUCUCCGUCUCAGAGACCAAAUCCAGGUGGGGUUCUGACUCCCCGAAAUGCCUUGUCGCCAAAAACUGAGGCGGCGUUAGGUCAAAGUGCAGGAUUCAUUGCGAAAACAAUGGAGGCCAUUGCACGGACGGCAAACCGAAGUGUGUCGGCGCAAGAGACUGAGUACCGCAUUUCAUCUGGAGGAGCGGCAGACACGUCUCCCAAGCAGCAACACCUCCUGCAGAGAGGAGUUUAUGGGGCUCGUGCGAAGUAUGUGCCUGCGCUUAGGAUAAUAGCUGGUGGUGAGCAAAUUAGGCAGUCACCGCUGCAAUAUACUCCUGAGGAUGCUAUAACGUCGCCUCUCACGCACUGUGGUUACUGCGAUACUCCACGUCUUAGUUUUGGUGAGAUGGGCAGCAACCACUCUCGUUCUCGUGCGUCAUCUACUGACAUGGAGGUCAAUGGUGUGUCUGAUUCGGCGAUGGCAGAGCGGUCUCCCUUAGGAAUCCAUAUUUCUUCGCUGCUGACUAUUAUUGAGGCGCAUGGGGAGGCGGAAGCAGCUGGGAUCGAGCGCGGCGACCAACUGCGGGAGAUGGAGGGGAUGCGAGUGCGAACGUUAAGGGACGUCCGGAAUGUACUGGCAUCCGUGGGCGGAACACAUGUUUGUCUGGGGAUUCUAAAGAAGGCAGUGCCGCUCUUACAGCAAUCCGCCUCCGGCGAAGUUGGAGGGACGCAAUUGAGAGUGAGGCGGCUGCGUCAAGGAGCACGUCAGCCUCAGAGCCCAGAAUUGCCCCCAUGUUUGAAGAAGCGCGGGGUGGUUCUAGUGGACUCCGCUACGAAGCAGGCGCGUGGUGAGUUUGUGCCAGAGAGGGAAGGCAGGAGCCAAAUCUCCCCGCCAACAAACUUCAACGCGUGGGCCAAGUGGCGCAUGAGCCAUGCGGACAACGUUGCAGGGGCCGCCGACACGCGAGCAGCAGCGGCACCGCGGAGAAACCCAGUAGUAGUACCGCUCCCCCCGGACGCACAGCAGGCGGCAUCUCCAGCAGCAUGUGCAACCGCAGCAAUCGGGCAAACCAUACAAUAUAUAUCUAUACAUAUAUAUGUCUCAUUUGUGUUUGUUAUGCUUUCAUUUUUACUUGGUGACGUUGUUCGAUUGGGUACGAUGACGGCGCCCGAGUGGCUGGAGGAUACCAUGGGCUGA